Messenger RNA from Dromiciops gliroides (monito del monte), 1768 nucleotides. RefSeq names its product all-trans-retinol dehydrogenase [NAD(+)] ADH7-like. Lineage: Eukaryota; Metazoa; Chordata; Mammalia; Microbiotheria; Microbiotheriidae. The record is from RefSeq and is a predicted model, not a curated record. Gene Ontology annotation, molecular function: zinc ion binding; all-trans-retinol dehydrogenase (NAD+) activity. The coding region runs from base 1 to 1206 and encodes 401 amino acids. The transcript has 9 exons. Gene Ontology annotation, cellular component: cytosol. Gene Ontology annotation, biological process: retinol metabolic process; retinoic acid metabolic process.
AUGUUGGCUUUGUGGGUGAAGUCCUCUGGACAUGGAGGCUGCCAGCUGGUAGACCAGCUGCUCCUGGGAAUCAGCUCCCACAGUCAGCCCUUCUUAGAGGUGAUUAAAUGCAAAGCUGCUGUGCUGUGGGGCCUGAAGCAACCCUUAUCUAUUGAGGAAGUGGAAGUUGCCCCACCCAAAGCCUUUGAAGUUCGAAUUAAGAUUUUGGCCACAGGAAUCUGCCAGUCAGAUAACCAUGUAAUCACUGGAUGCCUACCUGUCACUUUUCCAAUAAUUAUAGGACAUGAAGCAACUGGGAUUGUAGAGAGUAUUGGAGAAGGGGUAACUACAGUGAAACCAGGAGAUAUGGUCAUCCCACUGUGCAACUCAAGGUGUGGAAAGUGCUCUUCCUGCAUACAUCCAAGAGCCAAUUCCUGUAUGAAAUAUAAAUUUUCAGAUCUACUAGUAAUGUCUGAUGGCACCACCAGAUUUACCUGCAGAGGAAAACCCAUCUACCACUUUUUGAAAAGUGGUACUUUCACUGAGUACACAGUGGCAGAAGAAAUUUCGGUAGCUAAAAUCGAUGCUGCUGCUCCUCCUGAGAAGGUGUGCUUAAUUGGCUGUGGAUUCUCCACUGGUUAUGGGGCUGCCAUCAACAUUGCUAAGGUCACCCCUGGAUCUACUUGUGCUGUCUUUGGGCUGGGAGGAGUUGGCCUCUCAGUUAUUAUGGGAUGUAAAGCAGCUGGUGCUUCCCGGAUCAUUGCAAUUGACAUCAACCCACGCAAAUUUGAGAAGGCCAAGGCAGUAGGAGCCACUGAGUGCAUCAACCCUAAGGACUACACCAAGCCCAUCAGUGAAGUGCUGAAGGAGAUGACUGGCAAUUCUGUGGAGUACACCUUUGAGGCCAUUGGAAACUUUGAAACUAUGAUUGAUGCCCUGGCUUCCUGCCAUGAAAGCUAUGGCACCAGUGUGACUAUAGGAAUUUCUUUACAUUCUAAAAUGCUCACCUAUGAUCCCAUGCUCCUCUUCACUGGACGCACCUGGAAAGGAUGUGUUUUGGGAGGUUGGAAAGGAAAAGAGGACUUCCCAAAAUUAGUCUCUAAUUUCAUGGCAAAGAAAUUUGACUUGGACCAGUUAAUAACCCAUGUUUUACCUUUUAAUAAAAUCAAUGAAGGAUUUGAUCUGCUCAACAAAGGAGAGAGCAUUCGAACGGUCCUGACUUUUUGAGUCCCUUUGUAAUUGGAAAUACCCAUGGAUACGUGUUAGACUCUUUCUCAGAGAUUUCAUUUUCAUAUACUUAUGAUAGAGCUUGUGUGACUGUCUUCUGUGGGUCAUGCUCCAAAGAGAAACAAAGCACACUGGACCAUACUUUCCAGAAUAACUGAUUAAAGUUAUCAGUACCAUCAUUCAAUUACCUAGGGUAAUAGAAGGUACUAAUGUUGUUGUUGUUUUCGUUUUUAUAAAAUGGGUUACACUGGACAAGACCAUUAGAUAAAUGUCUUAAGCUUUUAUUACUUUUGAUUGAAGUGGAUUCUUAAAGUAUCUUUGUGUCAAAAAUAUUUAGAAGAUUCCAAUCCUCUGCUUCUAGAGAUCUAGGCUAGGCAGUGCAUGGCUUAAGAUGAUUCUACUGUAAUAUCUUAAAAGCAGAUAUUAUCUUUUUUUAUGAAAUACUGAUAAUGAAGCUUGUAUUUAUGUUUAUGCCAUAGAAAACCUAUGCUUGCUUGCUUUUUCCCUUUUGUGUUUGGAAAUGGAUACUUUUAAAACUGCUUAAAAAUAAAUAAAUAAAACA